CACACGUAACGCACCCCUCCAUCCCUUUCCACACCGCUCCCUCCGCUCCUCCCUCUCUGUCGAUGGCGAGGCGGUCGGUGCAUCGGAGGCAGGAGUUCAGCUUCGCCGGGGAUUCGCCGACGCCGUCGUGGCGCGCGGAGGCCGGCGAGGGGCGCGCGCUGCCGCCGCGGCCGCCGGUUGUGGCGACGGCGAACCCGAUGGCGCCGCGCGCGGGGGAGGAGGACUUCCGCUGGCUGCAGGCGUCCAGGCAAGGCUCGCCGGAGUCCGGCUCCGGCUCCGGCACGCCGUCGCCGCAGCUCUGGGCGCACCGCGAACACCACCACGACCGGCUGUACCCGGCCUCCGCUGGGAGCUCCCCGUCGCGCGCGCAGGCCAUCGCCGGCUACCGCCGCGAGAUGCUCGACCUCGUCCGCGGCCUCCCCGAGGCCGCCUACGAGCUCUCUCUCCGCGACAUCGUCGAGUCCCGGCCCUCCCCGCUGCCUCCUCCUCCACCGCCACCUCCGGCUCAACCCUACGCCGUCGCUACGCAAGAACAAGGAAACGGCGAGCCCAAGAAGGACGUCACGGCGGCGGCCAGGAACGGCGACGAGGCCAAGAAACAGAGCGACGGCGGGGGCAAGAAACAGGGGAAGGCAAGAAAGCAGAGGACGAUGGGGAGGACGCGAAGCCGGAGCAUGGAGCGCAGCGUGAGCCUGGACACCGGCCUGCUCAUCAAGCUCUUCCUGCCGCUCUCCGUCGGCCGGAAGAAGAAGGUGUCGCCCAAGCCCGCCGCGGUCGCCCCCGCCAAGGACGGCAGGAAGAAGACCAAGAAGAAGAAGAAGAAGGAGGGGAAGAAGGAGGACGAGGAGGAGUGGUGGAAGAAGAGCGAGUUCAGCGAGGCGGGGAGCAGCAGCAGGACCAGCAGCAGCGGCAGCAGCAACAGCAGCGCCAGCAGGAACAAUGGAAAUGGCGGCAGCGAUCCAAAAGCUCCGUCCAGGAGCAGGAGCAGAAAGAGAAUCGGGUGCUAUGGUUUCUUCCGGGCAAACAAGGGCAAAAAUGGAGUUAUCCAGGAAUAAAACUAUGCGAUUGCCAAGACCACGCCUCCAUCCAUCCAAGGAAACUACUCCUGGCGAUCAGCUCAUAUGAACACCGGCAUCUAACGACAAUCACUGCAAAGCUGCUCAUGCAUGCAGAAAAAUGGAGCUCAUGGAAGAAAAGACUCGACGUGCAUGCCUACAAACUGGUGCAAGAUCAUGAUGUGACCACUGCCCGUGCACAGGUGGGUACAUCUUGCCCAUGGAGAGGACAGAUGAGAUCCAACAAUGGUAGCACUGAAGUCUUGACUUUGUCACAUAUAUUGUGCUUCUUUCUCUUUAUUUUGGAGAAAUAUAUGUUGUAUUUUCUUAGACGGCCACAUCUCUAGCUUGUACUAUCCAGUGUUUGUACAUGUUUUUAUACAAUUUUUUUUUCUAGUUCU
This is a messenger RNA of Triticum dicoccoides, 1456 nucleotides long. RefSeq names its product atherin. Lineage: Eukaryota; Viridiplantae; Streptophyta; Magnoliopsida; Poales; Poaceae. Bases 63 to 1055 code for a protein of 330 amino acids. The record is from RefSeq and is a predicted model, not a curated record. The transcript is spliced from 2 exons.